Messenger RNA from Rhineura floridana, 2341 nucleotides. It is a transcript of the gene SLC49A3, whose product is annotated as solute carrier family 49 member 3. Lineage: Eukaryota; Metazoa; Chordata; Lepidosauria; Squamata; Rhineuridae. Bases 302 to 1759 code for a protein of 485 amino acids. The record is from RefSeq and is a predicted model, not a curated record. The transcript is spliced from 10 exons. Gene Ontology annotation, molecular function: transmembrane transporter activity. Gene Ontology annotation, cellular component: membrane. Gene Ontology annotation, biological process: transmembrane transport.
CCGGUCAGAGAGGAACCAAUCAAGGCAACCUCCUACAAAAGCCGCCGCCGCGGAAGAGGAGACAGGAUCGGGCGAGCGUUGCACGGGGAACCGGCUUCUCAAGUCUUCCUACCAAAGAUGUGGCAAUUAUUUCCCCAGCCUCGGAAGAUCCAGGGAGUACCACAACUGGGGCGGAUGGCACCGAGGGCGCUUUAGCUACACAGCUGGUUCUCGCUCUGGUUCCAAUAAAAAGAAGACCGAGACUCCCAGGAAGGGGAUAAAAACAAGGAACUGAAAGGGGACCGGGACGCGAAGAGAGAAAAUGGACGUAGAAACCGCCAGCACCAGCAGCAGCAACAACAACCAGUCCGAGACUUCUUCGGACAAGAUCGCCCCGGAGACCGAUUUGACAAGCCCGGGUUCGUUCAAGGUCUACAAGCGGCGCUGGUUCCUGCUGACCGUCGUCUGCCUGGUCAGUUGCUCCAACGCAAUGUUAUGGUUGACCUUCGCUCCAGUAGCUGAUAAAACGGCAGAACGCUUCCACACCUCAAUGGAUGUGGUCAACUGGCUCUCCCUUGUGUACAUGGUCAUAUCCGUUCCAGUUGGGCUCCUAGCAAUAUGGAUUCUGGACACUGUUGGGCUUAAAUGUGCUGUGAUACUCUGUGCCUGGCUGAACAUGGUGGGAAGCAUUGUUCGGAUUUUCAGCAUCCUCAGUUUCCUGAGUCUGGGCUCUCUCAAUGUUGUAUACCUGCUCGUAGGGCAGUGCCUCUGUGCUGUAGCCCAGCCUCUCAUUAUUUUUUCACCAACCAAAGUAGCAGCCUUAUGGUUCCCAGAGCACCAGAGAGCCACAGCCAAUAUGAUUGGCUCAAUGUCCAAUCCAUUGGGCCUUCUCAUAGCUAACCUACUGUCGCCUGCACUUGUACAGGAAGAAAAGGAUAUUCCCUUAAUGCUUGGAGUGUAUGCAGGGCCUGCUGUCUUUGCCUGUGUCUUAGCAACAGUUGGCAUUCGUGACAAGGUCCCUCCAACACCGCCAUCAGCGAGUGCCAGUCAUUCUAAUUCGCCAACUUUCUUUGGAGGCUUGAAGUUGCUUCUGCGAAAUAGGUCUUACAUCAUCCUGGCUCUCUGCUUUGGGGGAGGGAUAGCGAUAUUCACCUGUUUCAGUGCUCUGUUGGAACAGAUCCUGUGUGUAAAUGGAUAUUCAAAUUUUUUUGCAGGUUUGAGUGGUGCCUUGUUUACUGUAUCUGGACUCAUUGGUGCCUUCUUCCUUGGGUUGUAUGUUGACAGGACAAAGAAAUUUACUGAAGCUACCAAGAUCAGUCUUUGUCUAACUGCAUUGGCUAGCAUUGGAUUUGCCGUGGUGUCUCAGUUAAGAAACCAGACCUAUGCUGUGGCAGUUCUCAGCUCACUCUUUGGAUUUUUUGGAUUUGCAAUCUAUCCUGUUGCCAUGGAACUAGCUGUUGAAUGCUCUUAUCCUGUGGGAGAAGGAACAUCCUCAGGGCUGAUUUUUGUGACUAGCCAACUCUUAGGAAUUCUGUUCAUGCUUUUGCUCCAAAGCCUGGCGGUGAAGAGAGAGGCAUCAUUCUCUACUUGUACUGCAACCCAAGGCGAAGUACUGGACUGGUCAGUUCCAACACUAGUGAUGGCUGGACUCUGCAGCAUGGCAGCCUGUUUCUUCCUGGUUGCCUUUCACACCAAUUAUAGAAGGAUCUUUGCAGAGACAUCUCAUGGCUGUUCAGUCAACGAAACAGAAGAUGAUGUUGCAGUAACAGCACAAAAAUGAAAUGCUUCCAACUGAAAUCUGGACUAACCCAAGGGCCUCAAAAACAGUUUUUGAUACUUCAGAGACCUCAAGUACCGCAGCUGUACAGAACAGCACAUUAAGUUAUAUCUUCAUGGGAACUGACUGGAGCAAAUGUUGCGGCUUAUUCAUAAGCCCACUUAACAGGAAACUUCAUCUCCCGCCCUCCAUUCCCCACACGAAUUGGAGACAGUCUUUUAAAGAUGGAAUACAAAAAAGAGUCCACCCUGUUAAAAUAGGAUUUAAUCCUUAUUGGUGGGGUUGAAGUGCAGUAGAGAACAGGCCAGCAACUCCCUUUCCCUAGCAAGCUACACAGAGUGUCUGAGCCUCACUCAAAGAGUGGCUUGCUUGAGUCCUCCAGUACCUUACACUUCUAGGGUUGUUGUGCCAAUUAAAUGGAAUAAGCCGACUUACACCAACCAAAAUUCUGUGAAUGAAGAGGCAGAUGUGAAUGUAAUAAUUCGUUUUCAGUAUUUCCAACUUUGGGCAACAGCAUAUUGAUGAAACUUGAUUUGUAAAAUGGUCUAUAAAUAUUUAAAUAAAUAAAAUAUAUUUCUGAUGUUG